UGGUGUCCUGGCUGGCCCCUCUCUCCUCCCUCCUCUCCUCACAUGGCCCAACCUGAGGUCAUGUUCACUCCUACCUCUGGCUAAGCUCUCCCUUUUAUCUACAAUAAACUUUCUCCACCAUACCUAAGAGCAGUCACGUCCUUUCUUUUUUAUUUUUUUUCAUUCAAUCGCACGUUCAGAAACUUUAUACAGUUAUCAAUUUUUUUUCCCACAACCCGCACAUCCAUAUGACCUCAUCAACAGAUUACAGUGACAGACCACAGAUGACGAAAAGUCUAGAAACUUGCUCAGGUUUAUCCUAUCAAAGAUAACCCACUCUGUCGUCCUCCUAGUCAGUGGAACAGAUAGAUGUGCAAUGCUGGCAAGUGCCAGGCAGCCAGGCACUGCGCUAGCCAGCCCGCGCCCCGAUGGGGUCCUUCGGGCCAUUGCCGGACAGCCCAGCUCGGGGUCCUGGUGCGGUCGCGUAGCAGCGGCAGGGACGCGGCCAAGCUGCUACCGGAGUGCGGUCGCCUGUUAGCGGACAGUGAUAAGACUCCAAGGCUGGCUCUUCUCUGUGGCCACGAGCUCAUGGCAGGGGACAAAGCCAAGCAUUGUGAACUGGACCAGGAGAAAUAUGAUGCUCACGACAACGUGAAGAUCAUCUGCCUGGGGGACAGUGCGGUGGGCAAGUCCAAACUCAUGGAGAGGUUUCUCAUGGAUGGAUUUCAGCCACAGCAGCUGUCCACAUAUGCUCUGACCCUGUAUAAGCACACGGCCACAGUAGACGGCAAGACCAUCCUUGUGG
Molecule: messenger RNA, 784 nt
Organism: Cricetulus griseus (Chinese hamster)
Lineage: Eukaryota; Metazoa; Chordata; Mammalia; Rodentia; Cricetidae
Source: RefSeq, a predicted model, not a curated record